This is a messenger RNA of Scutellospora calospora, 337 nucleotides long. The record is from the annotation of a GenBank genome assembly. Lineage: Eukaryota; Fungi; Glomeromycota; Glomeromycetes; Diversisporales; Gigasporaceae.
AUGUGUAAGAAAAUACAUGGUAAUAAUUUUCAAAUGAAGUACAAAUUGAAGAAGGAUCGAUCACAAACAAUCUCGAUACUUGCAAGAGAUUGGAAAAGGAACAGGGGUGAAUAUGCAUUUUUGAAAACCAUUAUCACAUCAGAAAUACCACCACCAAAAAUAAAUAGCACAGUGAACAUUACCAUGGAUCGUUUGGGUCAUUUUUACCUGUGUGUUUCUGUUCCUCUAGAUAUUGUUGAUAAUCAAGAUGAUGUCUGGGGAAAGAUGAUCUCGCUCGAUCUGGGUGUUCGUACGUUCAUGACUGGUUAUGAUCCCGAGGGACGAAUCGUCAAAUGGG